Messenger RNA from Rhizophagus irregularis DAOM 181602=DAOM 197198, 1088 nucleotides. Lineage: Eukaryota; Fungi; Glomeromycota; Glomeromycetes; Glomerales; Glomeraceae. The record is from RefSeq and is a predicted model, not a curated record.
AUGAAUCAAGGAGCACAACUAAAUGCUAAAAAUAGUUAUGAAAUUUUAGAGUGGAUACCUUAUAAUAAAUUGUCAAAUAUUAAUUACCAUGAUAAAGGAGGAUUUAGUGAAAUUCAUAAAGCUAUCUGGUCAGAUGGGCCUAUUUAUAGUUGGAAUAUUGACAAAGAACAAUGGGAUAGACAAACAGAUUAUGAGGUCAUUCUUAAAACACUUAAUAAUUCAUCAAGUUUAAAUAGCAAAUUUCUGGAUGAGUGGAAAUAUCAUUAUAAUUGUCUGAAAAAGUCAUUUUCAAAAUUUAUUCAAUUUUUUGGAUUUACCCAAGAUCCAUAUAAUUUAAAUUAUAUAAUAAUAAUGAGUUAUGCAAAAAAAGGAAAUGUGAGAAAAUGUUUGCCUAAUAUAGUUAAAUUUAAGUGGCAAGAAAGGCUACAAUUAUUGGAAAAAAUUAUAUUAGGGCUUAAAGUAAUCCAUGAAUCAAAUUUAACUCAUGGUGAUUUUCAUGAUGGUAAUAUUUUAAUGUCAGAUAAUUACAAUGAGUUAUUAAUAAUUGAUUUAGGAUUAUGUAAACCUAUGAGUGAUUUACAAGAUUCUGAUAAUAAAGUUAAUGAAAUUUAUGGAGCUUUAUCUUAUAUGGCGCCUGAAAUAUUAAGAAGAAAUCCCUAUACUCAAGCAAGUGAUAUUUAUAGUUUUUCAAUGUUAAUGUGGGAAUUUACAUCAGGUAUUCCUCCACUUAAUAAUAAAGCACAUGAUCUUGAUCUUAUCUUGGAUAUUUGUAAUCAAGAAAAACGUCCUGAAAUUAUAAAAAAUAUUCCAAAAUGUUAUAUAGAUUUAAUGAAAAAAUGUUGGGAUGUAAAUCCUUCAAAUAGACCAACCGUAGUGAUGCUUGAAAAUAUUCUAUCUGGAUGGGUUAAAUGUACUAAUGCAUAUUAUAAGUUUAACAGGGAUGGUGAUUAUAAAUUUGAAGUACCUGAUAUUGAUAAUCAAUUAAAAAAUGAUAUGUUUGAAUUUGUAGAAGCAAACAAAGCAUUAGGACGAGGAUAAAUAAGCACUUCUGAUAUAUACAUCAUCCACAAGCAUAUUAUACAAGUCGC